AUGACCUCUGUUUUUACCUUCCUCUCCUCCUCCUCUUCCUCAGUGGAGCUUCGCGGCGUGCUGCUCCUCACCGUCCUGCAGUGCUGCUCGGUGGCCCGCGGCGGUUGCGAGCCUCGGCUGGUGAACAUCGGCGCCGUGCUGAGCCAGAAACGCUACGAGCAGGUGUUUAAGGAGGCGGUGAGCCAGGCCAACACUCUGUACGGCAAAGACAAGUUCAAGAUGAACGCCAUCUCUGUCACACACAAACCCAACGCCAUCCAGAUGGCCCUGUCCGUCUGCGAGGACCUCAUCUCCAACCAGGUGUAUGCGAUCCUGGUCAGUCACCCUCCUCAGUCCAAUGACCACUUGACUCCAACACCCGUCUCCUACACCGCCGGUUUCUACCGAAUCCCCGUGGUCGGCCUGACAACACGCAUGUCCAUCUAUUCUGACAAGAGCAUCCACCUGUCCUUCCUGAGGACGGUGCCUCCGUACUCCCACCAGGCUCACGUCUGGUUCGACCUGAUGAGAGAGUUCAGGUGGAACCACAUCAUCCUGAUUGUCAGCGACGACCACGAAGGACGAGCUGCUCAGAAGAGACUGGAGACGCUGCUGGAGGAGAGAGAGACCAAGACUAAAAACAGGAACUAUGAAAACCUCGACCAACAGAACUUUGACUUCAGGAGAACACCCAAGGCGGAGAAGGUGCUGCUGUUCAGCCAGGACACCAACCUUACGUCUCUGCUGCUGGAGGCCAAAGACCUGGAGGCCCGAGUCAUCAUCCUCUCCGCCAGUGAGGACGAAGCUGCAGCGGUGUAUAAAGCAGCCCGUCAGCUCAACAUGACCGGCUCCGGGUACGUCUGGAUGGUCGGAGAGAGAGAGAUGACCGGCAAAGCUCUGAGCGAAGCUCCAGAUGGCCUGCUGGGCCUCCAGCUGAUUAAUGGUAAAAACGAGUCGGCGCACAUCGCGGACGCCGUUGCGGUGGUGGCUCAGUCUCUGCAGGAGCUGUUUGAGAAGGAGAACAUCACGGAGCCUCCGCGGGGCUGCGUGGGAAACACCAACAUCUGGAGGACAGGGCCGCUCUUCAAACGGGUGCUGAUGUCAUCCAAGUACCCUGACGGCCUGACGGGACGGAUCGAGUUUAAUGACGACGGCGACCGACGCUUCGCCACCUACAGCAUCCUGAACUACCAACAGAAACCCGGUCGCCUCGUCCAAGUCGGAGUCUUCAAUGGAUCACAGGUUGUGAUGAACCCUCAAAGGAAGAUCAUCUGGCCUGGAGGAGAGACAGAGAAACCAGUCGGAUACCAGAUGUCGACUAAACUGAAGAUUGUGACGAUUCAUCAGGAGCCGUUUGUUUACGUGAAGCCAACAAAGACUGAUGGUACCUGUAACGAGGAGUACACCGUCAAUGGAGUGUUAAUCAAGAAGGUGAUCUGUACUGGACCCAACGGGACCAUCCCAGGUCAACCCAUCGUCCCUCAGUGUUGCUAUGGUUUCUGCAUCGACCUGCUCAUCAAGCUGGCGAUGAGCAUGAACUUCACCUAUGAGGUUCACCUGGUGGCUGAUGGGAAAUUUGGUACACAGGAGCGAGUAAACAACAGUAAUAAGAAGGAGUGGAACGGGAUGAUGGGGGAGCUGCUGGGAGGUCUGGCCGAUAUGAUCGUCGCCCCCCUCACCAUCAACAACGAGCGCGCUCAGUACAUCGAGUUCUCCAAACCCUUCAAAUACCAGGGCCUCACCAUCCUCGUCAAGAAGGAAAUCCCUCGCAGCACUCUGGAUUCAUUCAUGCAGCCGUUUCAGAGCACACUGUGGCUGUUAGUCGGUCUGUCGGUCCACGUGGUGGCAGUGAUGCUUUACCUAUUAGACCGGUUCAGCCCGUUUGGAAGGUUUAAAGUGAACAGUGAAGAAGAAGAAGAAGACGCCCUCACCCUGUCCUCCGCCAUGUGGUUCUCAUGGGGAGUACUGCUGAACUCUGGGAUAGGAGAAGGAGCACCCAGGAGUUUCUCAGCCAGGAUUCUGGGUAUGGUGUGGGCAGGUUUUGCUAUGAUCAUUGUAGCGUCAUAUACUGCCAACCUGGCAGCCUUCCUUGUGUUGGACCGGCCUGAGGAGCGCAUCACUGGCAUCAAUGACCCCAGGCUGCGUAACCCUUCAGAUAAGUUCAUCUACGCCACAGUGAAGCAGAGCUCGGUGGAUAUCUACUUUAGACGGCAGGUGGAGCUGAGCACCAUGUACCGGCACAUGGAGAAACACAACUACGAGAGCGCUGCUGAGGCCAUCCAGGCUGUCCGAGACAAUAAGCUUCAUGCCUUCAUCUGGGACAGCGCUGUGUUGGAGUUCGAGGCUUCGCAGAAGUGCGAUCUAGUGACGACAGGAGAGCUUUUCUUCCGCUCCGGAUUUGGGAUUGGAAUGAGGAAAGACAGUCCGUGGAAACAGAACGUCUCUCUGGCUAUUCUGAGCUCUCAUGAAAAUGGCUUCAUGGAGGAUCUGGACAAGACGUGGGUUCGAUACCAGGAGUGUGACUCCAGGAGCAACGCCCCCGCUACCCUUACUUUCGAGAACAUGGCAGGUGUGUUCAUGCUGGUCGCCGGCGGCAUCGUUGCCGGUAUCUUCCUCAUCUUUAUUGAGAUCGCCUACAAACGACACAAAGACGCUCGAAGGAAACAGAUGCAGCUCGCCUUCGCCGCUGUGAAUGUGUGGAGGAAGAACCUGCAGGAUAGGAAAAGUGGUAGAGCAGAGCCCGAGCCCAAACCCUCUUUUAGGUCCAUCACUUCGACCUCCGACCUCAAACGCCGUAGGGCCUCCGGGGACGCCACGCCGUACCCCACUGACAUCACCGGCCAGCUCAACCUAUCAGAUCCCUCCGUCAGCACCGUGGUCUGA
Molecule: messenger RNA, 2862 nt
Organism: Chelmon rostratus (copperband butterflyfish)
Lineage: Eukaryota; Metazoa; Chordata; Actinopteri; Chaetodontiformes; Chaetodontidae
Gene: grin1b
Product: glutamate receptor, ionotropic, N-methyl D-aspartate 1b
Exons: 21
Coding region: 1-2862 (953 amino acids)
Biological process (GO): ionotropic glutamate receptor signaling pathway; chemical synaptic transmission; monoatomic ion transport
Cellular component (GO): synapse; NMDA selective glutamate receptor complex; neuron projection
Molecular function (GO): NMDA glutamate receptor activity
Source: RefSeq, a predicted model, not a curated record